This is a messenger RNA of Morus notabilis, 2123 nucleotides long. Its product is annotated as coiled-coil domain-containing protein SCD2. The record is from RefSeq and is a predicted model, not a curated record. NCBI's taxonomy places the organism in Eukaryota, Viridiplantae, Streptophyta, Magnoliopsida, Rosales, Moraceae. The coding region runs from base 210 to 1895 and encodes 561 amino acids. The transcript is spliced from 17 exons. Gene Ontology annotation, biological process: cytokinesis by cell plate formation.
UAUUAGCGCGCACCCGCAGAACUUUCGCCCCAUUUCUCUCACUCACUCUCUCUCCCUCUCUCUGUCUCUCUCUCAGAGCUCCAGCAUCGCCGAACAUCGCGCAAUUGUUUCUCUGUCGUCUUCUCGCACGACCAUCUACCACUCUCUCUCUCUCUCUCUCAUAUAUACACACACACACAUAUAUAUAUAUAUGCAGCAACUAUAACAGUAUGGAGCGGAGACGAACCGACAGCCCUGUUUAUGCCCGCCAAUGGACCAGCGAGUCCGGCACCACUAUCCCCGCCUCACAGUCUUCUCCGGCAAUGUCUCCGGCGCGUAACCGCCACGCUCGUUCCUCCUCCUCAUCCGGCAUCUCCAACAUCAAGCGCACUCAGAACUUUGCCGCCAAGGCCGCCGCUCAGCGCCUCGCUCAGGUCAUGGCCUCCCAGACCGCCGCCGACGAGGACGAGGACGAGGACGACGGCGACCUAGGGUUUCGGUACAGUGCUCCGCCGCCGCUCUCUCUUUCGAGGACCGUCAAAAGCGGCGCUACUAAACCUGCAGUUCCGUCUGCCAAGACCACUAGAUCUCCUUCACCAUCGUUGGCUCAGAACUUUGUAGAGGAAACACCGUCUGCCCGCUCCACAUCGACUGGAAGGCCGUCAAUUCGUCCUGCACCAUUGGCACCACCGAAUAAAACAACUCUAAGGACUGCGGUUUCUAUGCCACCCACGGAAACUCCUGUCAACAACUGGCAAAAAGAUUAUAGAUUCUUGUCAGAAACGGGACUAUACAAGUCAAAGGAUUCAGGAGAUCAAAAUGAGGCUUCUGCGCUUCGUGAUGAACUUGAUAUGCUACAAGAAGAGAAUGAAAAUAUUCUUGACAAGCUCAGACAUGAGGAAGAGAGGCAUGAGGUGGCAGAGGCCAGAGUUAGGGAACUUGAAAAACAGGUUGCUGCUCUUGGGGAAGGUGUGUCCUUGGAAGCUAAACUUUUGAGCAGAAAGGAAGCUGCAUUACGUCAAAGAGAGGCUGCACUGAAGGAUGCAAAACAGUCAAAGGGUGUGGUAGAUAAGGAAAUUGUGUCCCUGCGUUCAGAAGUUGCGAAUGCAAAAGAUGCAGCUGCAACAAUUGUACAACAGCUUCAAGGAGCUGAAUCUGAAGUUAAAGCUCUUCGAUCAAUGACGCAAAGAAUGAUAUUGACACAGAAAGAGAUGGAAGAAGUAGUUCUCAAGAGGUGCUGGCUUGCUCGUUACUGGGGCUUAGCUGCAAAACAUGGUAUCUGUCCAGAUAUUGCAGUGACAAAGUAUGAACAUUGGUCCUCAUUAGCACCUCUUCCAUUUGAGGUUGUUGUUUCUGCGGGACAAAAGGCUAAGGAGGAAUGUCGGGAAAAAGGUGAUGCUGAUACAGAGAAGAGAAGUAAACUUGUUCAGGACUUGAAUGACCUAACUGGAGAAGGAAAUAUCGAGAGCAUGCUUUCCGUUGAAAUGGGACUAAAAGAGCUUGCUUCCCUGAAGGUUGAGGAUGCUAUAGUGCUUGCAUUCCCCCAGCAGCGGCGUCCAAAUUCUGCUCGCCUAUCCAUUGCAGAUUUCAAAUCACCUGGUGAUCCAAAGUUUAUGGAGGCAUUUGAGUUGAGCCCGGAGGAGUCUGAGGAUGUUCUUUUCAAGGAGGCGUGGCUUACUUAUUUUUGGAGAAGAGCCCAAGUUAAUGGACUAGAGGAAGACAUUGCCAAGGAAAGGCUUCAGUUUUGGAUAAACCGCAGUGCGCAUUCACCUACCUCCCACGAUGCUGUUGAUGUUGAGCAAGGUUUGAUGGAGCUAAGGAAAUAUGGAAUCGAGCACAGACUGUGGGAAGCAUCCCGCAAAGAAAUAGACCACGAAUCUUCCCCUUCUAAUGCACGAAAAUCUCCUGCCCACUGAAGAAUGAAGAAUCCUCACCGUCCAUUCAAUAUUUUUGCUGUUUUUGCAUUUUAAUUAAAUUUUUAUUCCCUUUGUUUAAAGCCUUCUUAUCUGGCUGGCGUGAGAGGACUAAUUUGAUGCUCCCUGAACCCUGAUUCUCUCAAGAGCAGGGUAUUUACUAUUUACCUUUUCUUCCUUUUUUUUCUUCUCGAUUGUACUUUAUAAGAGGUGUAUAUUCCAUACAUAAGU